UGACGAGAUGAAGCCGAGGCUUCGGAGCGUGUGUCGAGUAAUCGCCGAAGCUUUCUGUGAAGCCUGUGUCGAGGCUUGUAUCAUUUGGGGGCCAGUGACGUCAUCGAUGACAAACGAAGCCUCGUUUGUCGAUACCACGUGACUGCUUCAGGAAGCGAUUCAGAUCUUGGCGCGAGCUUCUGACAGAUAAAAAGCCAUGGGAUUUGAUUCAAGAUGUGUGAUCCUUGUGAGAGGAAAACACUUGUCGUUUUGCCAGUUUUGGUUGUACGAUAUUUUUGCUACUUGCAAAGUUAGAAUGGAGCCAGCUAAGAAGAGAAAGACUUCCCCUAUGUGGGAAUACUUUGAUCAGAUUUCACACAAUAAGGUGAAGUGUUUAUUGUGCUCCAGGGAACUGGGGUACAGUAACAAUACUUCAUCCAUGCUAAGGCAUUAUCGUGCCAUGCAUGAGAUGAAGGAGGGACAUGCAGGUGAUGCAGGUGGACCUGCUCAAGGUACCAGGCCUACCAGAAAACAGGAUCUGGAUGAGGCCUUGGUCAACCUGAUUGUGAAGGAUACACAGCCAUUCAGUGUUGUGGAGGAUGUGGGAUUCAGGGCAUUUGUGGCCUUAUUGGAUCCAAACUAUGUCAUCCCCAAGCGACAGGCUGUUAAGGCUAUGGUGGAGGCCAAGUAUGCUCUAGAAAGGAGCAAGGCCAUAGCUGACAUGCAGAAGGUGGUUGCAGUGAGCUUGACCUCUGACAUGUGGACCUCCAUCAAUAUGGAUGCCUAUCUGGCUGUAACCUGCCACUUUGUUGACGACAACACACGUCUUAAUUCUGUGUUGUUAGGGGUCCAACAAUUUUCCCAAACACACACUGCUGAAAACCUGGCCAGAGUGAAAACCUCCCUCAUGGAGGAAUGGGGAAUCACAGACAAGGUCACUUGCCUUGUGACGGAUGGUGCAGCCAAUAUGAUCUCCUGUGGCAAACACUUAAAGCUACGUCAUGCAAUAUGCAUUGCACAUACACUGAAUUUGAUUGUCAAAAAAUCUCUUGACAUGACCCCUGUGCUGAGUGAUAUCCGGGCCAAGUCAAGAAAACUUGUGGGAUUUUUCAGGAGCAGCACCCUUGCUAAGGAGAAGCUUGUAUCGGUGCAAAGGCAAAUGGGAAGGCCCACACUGAAGCUCCUGCAAGAGGUGGAGACCCGCUGGAACAGCACAUAUCACAUGCUGCAACGUCUGGUGGACCUCAGAGAGCCAGUUGGUGCGGCAUUAGCCAGCUUGAACACUGACAUCACCACACUGACCUCUGCCGAGUUCACCACCAUAAGUGGGUGCCUCUCUCUGCUGUCCGGAUUCAAUGAUGCCACCAUUGAGCUGUCUGAGGAGAAAAAUGUAUCCGGGUCCAAGGUUGUGCCCCUCCUCAAAAUGCUGGAGCAAAUGCUUCAAGAGGAGAUGGCAAAAACUGCAGAAGCAGUGGCAAAAGAAAUGGGAGAACACCUAUUAAGGCAGCUAAGAGAGAGGCUCCACACACUCCAAUCAAUGAGCAUAAUGUCAUUGGCAACACUACUGGACCCUAGGUUCAAAUUGAUCGGGUUUUUUUAG
Molecule: messenger RNA, 1579 nt
Organism: Trematomus bernacchii (emerald rockcod)
Lineage: Eukaryota; Metazoa; Chordata; Actinopteri; Perciformes; Nototheniidae
Product: zinc finger BED domain-containing protein 4-like
Exons: 5
Coding region: 197-1579 (460 amino acids)
Molecular function (GO): DNA binding
Source: RefSeq, a predicted model, not a curated record